AUGUCUCUCUCAUUUCAUAAUUUGGAUGACGAUGAGCGUGGCUAAAAUUCAAAGAAUAAAUAUGGUUAUCAAGAUGUAUUUUAAGGGAUGGGCAACUCUUACUCAAACUAUGAACAAAAUUAGAGUUUAAGUGAUUUAAAGAGACCAAUUAUGCCAAGGGAGGUAGUAGACUAACCAAUAUAUCAAUAAAAUCCUAUGUAUACCCGUCUCGAUAGCCUUCCAUUUAGCAAGUGGCACUAUUAUGCCAUUCUAGCUUUAAGUGGAGGAUUGUUUAUUGAUGGUUACGAAGUAGCUGUAGUUGCUGUAUCUUCAACUGAACUGUAGAGAAUUUAUAGUGCUUCUGAAUCUUAAGUCAGUCUCUUAGCUACUGCAUAUAUGAUUGGUGCAGGUAUAGGAUCGUUAAUUUUUGGAUAUUAUUCUAGUGAACAUGGACGUAAGAAGGUUUUUUACACUACAUUAGCUGUCUAUGCUAUUUCAAUUUUGUUUGUAAUUAUAAGCAGAAGUCUUUUGUUUUUAUAUUUGGUAAGAUUUUUUUCUGGUAUCGGGAUUGGGGGCGAAUAUACAGCUAUCUUCGCUAUGGUUGAUGAAAUUGUUCCUUCAAGCUAUAGAGGUACUGCAAAUAUAUGUGUUUCUUCUAUUUGGCAUUUGGGAUCUUCUAUAGCAGGUUUACUUGGAUUAGCAUUCAGCCACAGAUUAAAUAGUCCUGAUGAUACUUUGACCUGGCGUUUUUUAUUCUUAUUCGGAGCCUUAUUUAUAAUCCCAAUAAUAUAUCUAAGAAAAUUCAUUCCAGAAAGUCCUCGUUGGAUAAAUGGAAAAGGCAAGCCUACUGAAGCAGACUAAAUUGUAGAUCUCAUAACUUACUGUUGUGAUAAUGACUGCAUCAUACCUUUGGAAGAAUAUAAGAUCCUUUAGCAAAAGCCAAGGAUGAUAGGAAUACACCCAUAGAAUUACAAUGAUUUAAAUUAGGAUGAAUUACCAACUAAUUUAUUUGAGAUUAUGAGAUUCAUAAUUAAUAGAUAUAGAAAAAGAUUUGCUCUAUGUUUUGCAAUCAUUUUUGCUUCUAAUUUUGUCUAUAAAGGAAUAUUCUAUACACAUGUGAUGAUGAUGAAAAAAAUAGAUAAUUUUGAAUAGAAAGAAUAUAGUGGUAAGGUAUUUUCCCUCAUUAACCCAAUAUUUAAAUCUUUUCAUUAAACAGAAUAGUAUUUUAUUUUGCCAUUAAUUUGUGCAAGCUUUUUAGGUCCUCUUAUCAUGGCUAGAUUUUUUGAUACACAAGGUAGAAAAAGAAUGAUAUUUUUUAUAUUUGUUGCAAGCGGAGUGCUCCUUUUUAUAAAUGGAAUUUUAUUUGACUACUCUUUUAUUAACCAUAAUACAUAGCUAAUAUUUUGGAUUUUAAUCAUUUUCUUUUCAUCUCCUGGUAUUUCGGCUGCUCACUUAACCAUAUCUGAAGUUUUCCCACUAAAAAUCAGAAGUUAAGCUCUUGCUCUAUUUAAUACAGUGGGUUUAUGUGCAGGAGGAGCUUUGGCACCAUACUUUUUUGGUGUCUUAAUUAGGUUAAAUAGUAUAGAUUCUCUAUCUUUAGGCUACUACUGUUCAAGCUUAAUAAUGAUUACAGCAGGGCUUUUGGGUUUAGCAAUAGGUAUUAGAGCAGAAAAUCUACCAUUAGAAGAAAUAUGA
Molecule: messenger RNA, 1674 nt
Organism: Tetrahymena thermophila SB210
Lineage: Eukaryota; Ciliophora; Oligohymenophorea; Hymenostomatida; Tetrahymenidae
Product: MFS transporter
Exons: 7
Biological process (GO): transmembrane transport; carboxylic acid transport
Cellular component (GO): plasma membrane
Molecular function (GO): carboxylic acid transmembrane transporter activity
Source: RefSeq, a predicted model, not a curated record